Messenger RNA from Ictalurus furcatus (blue catfish), 1613 nucleotides. Its product is annotated as serine-rich adhesin for platelets-like. The record is from RefSeq and is a predicted model, not a curated record. NCBI's taxonomy places the organism in Eukaryota, Metazoa, Chordata, Actinopteri, Siluriformes, Ictaluridae. The coding region runs from base 655 to 1476 and encodes 273 amino acids. The transcript has 2 exons.
UGGUUGUUCUGGUGUGAUGGUGAAUACGAGGUUGUCCUGAUGUUGGAGGUUUCGGUGUGAUGGUGAAUAUGAGGUUGUCCUGAUGUUGGUUGUUCUGGUGUGAUGGUGAAUAUGAGGUUGUCCUCUCUGUGCUAAACUGCUGGAAAGAAGAACCAAUAAAUCUCUGACUGUCUGAGCUCGGAGCUGUCGUGUUUCAUCACACCGGCGGCUCUGUGCAGAUGAUUUACAGAGGUUUGAGGUUGAUUGUAGACAAAUAGCUGUCGUGUCAGUCCCACAUCCCCCCCUGCACACAGACAGACGUCUGCCUUCUAAAAGCUAUGCUCAAGGUGCUUUUGUUUCAGCAUGCCAGAAUUAAUGAAGCUAUGUUUCAUUCCAGUGUGUCAGGUGUCAGUGUAAAGUGAGAUCCAGAAGAAUCCAGCUCUAAACCACAACUGUGUGUUCUGCCAUCGAGGAAUAUUAAAGGUGUAUUGUAGUGUAGAGUGCAGGCAUUGUGGGAGGUGUUUACAUGAGUACAUAAUCUGUAAUAAACCCUUUUUAACACUCAUGCUGUCUUCACUACUUAGUAAUAAAUAUUCCAGGCUACAGAUUUAGAUUAAAAACAGACAGUGUGUCUUUCUUCUGUCUGUGUUUCAGUUAGCAAUUUAAACUGUAUUGAUGGAACAGAGCCACAGAGAUCACGCCUCCUUCACUGAGACUGACAGACACAGAGAUCACGCCUCCUUCACUGAGACUGACAGACACAGAGAUCACGCCUCCUUCACUGAGACUACAGACACAGAGGCCACGCCUCAUUCUCUGAGACUGACAGACACAGAGGCCACGCCUCCUUCACUGAGACUGACAGACACAAAGACCACACCUCCUUCACUGAGACUGACAGGUACCAAGGCCACACCUCCUUCACUGAAACUGACAGACACAAAGGCCACACCUCCUUCACUGAAACUGACAGACACAGAGGCCACACCUCCUUCACUUAAACUGACAGGUACUGAGGCCAUGCCUCCUUCUCUGAGACUGACAGACACAGAGGCCACGCCUCCUGAAACUGACAGGUACCAAGGCCACAUAUCCUUCACUGAAACUGACAGGUGCCAUGGCUACGCCUCUUUCGCUGAGACUGACAGGUACAAAGGCCACACCUCCUUCACUGAGACUGACAGACACAGAGGCCACGCCUCCUUCGCUGAGACUGACAGACACAGAUGCCAUGCCUCCUUCACUGAGACCCACAUUUACCAAGACCACGCCUCCUUCGCUGAGACUGACAGAUACCGGCAGGCCACGCCCCCUUCACUAAGACUGACACACAGAUGCCACGCCUCCUUCGCUGAGACUGACAGAUACAGACAGGCCACGCCCCCUUCACUAAGACUGACACACAGAUGCCACGCCUCCUUCACUGAGACAACAAGUAUUUUUUAUAUUGGAAAAAUGUUCAGCAAAAACUUUAAGCCACAUCAUAUUAUGCAGUAGUAUCUCCUGUACCACACACACACACACACACACACACACACACACACACACAUGCUUUUUUGCUGUUUAAAUAACAUUUUUUGUUACAAAAAAGAGACUAAAACACAUUUUUACAGAACUGGAGAUGAAAAUUUCAA